This is a messenger RNA of Diatraea saccharalis (sugarcane borer), 291 nucleotides long. NCBI's taxonomy places the organism in Eukaryota, Metazoa, Arthropoda, Insecta, Lepidoptera, Crambidae. The record is from the annotation of a GenBank genome assembly.
AUGGUAAUUUACGCUGAUAUAGAUAAGGUGCUCAACUUCGACGAUUUUAUGGACUUCUACAUUUAUGACCUAAAAUGGCCUUGGACCGAGACACAUUUUAUUAUCAAUGAAUAUUGCUAUGAGUGCGGUCAAUACGUAAACCGAUCUUCAAGAAUUGGACACUUUUCUGUGAUAAUGACUCGCAUACAUGUAAAAAAAAUAUUACUUAGUUCAUAUUUUUGGUGUAAUUAUUGUCAUUACUCCGUAUAUGAUCAUUACACCACUGAUGAGUGUAUUUUAUGUGCAAAUUAA